Spea bombifrons (plains spadefoot toad) is the source of this 1744-nucleotide messenger RNA. It is a transcript of the gene HERPUD1, whose product is annotated as homocysteine inducible ER protein with ubiquitin like domain 1. The coding region runs from base 256 to 1344 and encodes 362 amino acids. NCBI's taxonomy places the organism in Eukaryota, Metazoa, Chordata, Amphibia, Anura, Pelobatidae. The record is from RefSeq and is a predicted model, not a curated record. Gene Ontology annotation, biological process: endoplasmic reticulum calcium ion homeostasis; endoplasmic reticulum unfolded protein response; negative regulation of endoplasmic reticulum stress-induced intrinsic apoptotic signaling pathway. The transcript is spliced from 8 exons. Gene Ontology annotation, cellular component: endoplasmic reticulum membrane. Gene Ontology annotation, molecular function: transmembrane transporter binding.
CUCUGGGCCUCUCCCCUCAUUGGAUUGCAUCAGACAGACUCCGCGAUCUGUCACAGCUCUGCGUGCCGAUUGGAACACGUUGGAGCACGAGACCCUGCGCCAGCCAAUCGGAGCGAGACACACGGUGUUUAGCAACACGAAGCCCUGGUAUAAGAGCCGAAGCGUUCCAGUCGUGCUUGCAUUUAGGCGAGGUUGCCGGAAGUGACUGAUUUAGCUACCUAGUGGCCGGAAGUGGCGUGUUUUGGUCCUGGAGUCAUGGCGGACGGGGAAGUUACAUUUUUAAUACGAAGUCCCAGUCUGAAGCAGGAGGACAAAGAGAUUCGGGUACUGAGGAGUUAUACUGUGAGGGAGCUAAAGACUCGGCUGCGGCGGGAAUUUCCCGGUGAACCGAAGGAGGAAGAGCAGCGGCUGAUCUAUUCCGGAAAGCUUCUUCCCGACCACCUGAAGCUCGCCGGGUUUCUGUCCACGGACGACAGACAUGUGCUGCACCUUGUUUGUGCCACGCGGAGUCCACCCCAGACUCAGGCUCAAGAUAAGAAGCCGCAGCCAGGAAGCCCAGCUGGUACCAGUCAGAUGUCCAGUCCCCCCACUGAAGGCCUAAGACAGAGGAACGUCCCCCAAAGUGUGUCGGCAGCAGCCCCCAGUGCCAGGCCAUACGCUGUGAAUGCUGCGUUUUCUCCGUAUGCCGUAUACAGUCCCCAGCAGAUGCUCUGGCUGCAGCAGAUGUACGCUCGGCAGUACUACAUGCAAUACUAUGCCGCUGCAGCCGCCACGAACACAUCUUCCCACUCCCAUCACAGGCAGGAGAUAGCGGUUGUGCCGGCUGCUGCCCCUGACCCUUUGCCGCAUCACUUCCCUGCGGACAACCAGCCACAAAAUCCACAGGUCCAGCCGCCGGUGAACCCAGCCGCCAAUCCGAACAUGCGUAUGAAUGCCCAGGGAGGACUGGUGGAGGAAGAGGACGACAUAAACCGGGACUGGCUGGACUGGGUGUACACGGCGGCGCGAUUCUCCAUCUUUCUCAGCAUUCUCUACUUCUAUUCCAGUCUCAGCCGGUUCAUGAUGGUUCUGGGCGCCAUGAUCGUCAUGUACCUGCACCACGCUGGUUGGUUUCCAUUCAGGCAGAGACCCCCUCAGGACGUAAACCCCCUUCCACAAGCAGCGCCAAACCAACAAGAUCAAAACAACAACCUGCAGGAAAAUGAUGAUGCAGACGAUGAUUUUGUCGACAGGGCGCAAGCUGCCACUCUACAGACACAGUCCUUUGUGACUACAGCCUGGAUCUUUUUUAAAACCUUCUUUGCCUCUUUGAUUCCAGAAGGCCCCCCAGCGGUGGUUCAGUGAGAGCCCCCAGAUACAGAUUGCAAGCCACAUGCAUAUAGUCUUCCAUGCUUACAAAGCCAAGACUCGGACUGUUUUCGGAACUGAUGCUUUGUACGGCCGCACGAAGCGCGUACCUUUUGUACCUGUCCAGAGCUGCGCGUGGAACGUACCGGUCGGAGCAGGCCAGCUCUGCUCGUGCCUUUUGAUUCCUUGUGGAAUGUCGGGGUAAUUUUACACUAAUUGUAGUGUUAAUGUUUACAGGUGGUAAACAUCUCUUAUUGCAUUUCAAACGGUUUUGCUUGGACUGCUAGUUGCUGAGAGCAGAUAUACUGCUGUAAAUCUCCGUCGUACAUAUUUUCCUAUUUUAUGCACAGAUGCCCGCACUUUAGUCAAUAUUUUCAAUAAACUGAAAUGCAUUUGA